This is a messenger RNA of Schistosoma spindalis, 2527 nucleotides long. NCBI's taxonomy places the organism in Eukaryota, Metazoa, Platyhelminthes, Trematoda, Strigeidida, Schistosomatidae. The record is from the annotation of a GenBank genome assembly.
ACUUUUGAAUUUUGCGUUACGAUGGAACAUAUUGGUGAGCAUUCAACUAGCAUUUAUCAUGAUACUGUCUCUAUCGGUGGUGGUUCAUCAUUUCCACAGUUCCCUUCCCAAACACGGGGAUGGUCAGAUGCGACCGAUCCAAGUUCCGAGUCAUUAGCUGUUGAAAUUUCUGGAGCAAUGAGUGAUAAAGACCGUGUUCUAUUUAAGAUUCAUACAAAGACUACAUUGCCUGAUUUUAAACAAAGUGAAUGCGAUGUACAACGAAUGCAUGAAGAAUUCGUCUGGCUUCAUGAUCGUUUAGUUGAAAAUGAUACAUAUGCAGGUUUAAUUGUCCCACCGGUACCGCCCAAACCAGAUUUCGAUGCAUCUCGUGCUAAACUACAACGACUGGGUGAAAAUGAAGGCAAUCUACCCGUAGACGAUCUGCGAAAAAUGAAAGCUGAAUUAGAAGCUGAAUACUUAGCUACUUUUAAGAAAACGGUUGCAAUGCAUGAAGUGUUUUUACAACGACUAGCAUCACAUCCAACAUUUAAACAUGAUCAUGGUUUUCGUGUAUUUCUGGAAUUCGAAGAAGAAUUAAACGUACGAAAUAAGACAAGAAAAGAAAAGGCUGUUGAUUUUUUAAAGUCUGUUUCAAAAUCAGCUGAUGAAACUUUAUGGUUAAAUAAUCAACGUGAUAAUGAUGUUUUCUUUCGUGAAGAGAAAUGUAUCUUAGCUGUUUAUCAUUCAGCUAUAAAAGAUGCAACAGUAGCAGCGGAUCUAGCAUCGAAAUGUCGCAAAACUAAUGCAAAUACUUUAUUACAAAUCGAAUUGGCUUUAUCUAAUCUAAUUCCAAAAGAAUGCAAUAUCACUUCUGAAACUGAUUUGACAACUUUGUUAUCCAAUUUCUUUGAAAGCUUUCAAAAAAUCCUAGUUCGUUUGAGUUCGGACGAAGAUUUAAAAUUAUCUGAUACAUUUCGUUACUAUGCAAUUGAUACUGGAGCUGCACGUGACCUACUCUAUCGUCGAUGUCGUGCAUUAGCAGAUUAUGAAACUGCUAAUCGUAAUCUUGAUAAAGCCCGAGCACGUAUGAAAGAUGUUCAAACAGCGGAAGAUGCACAAACUGCAGCUAAUGAACGUUUCAAAUCUAUUUCAGAAUCAGCUAAACUUGAAUUAGAAGAUUUCAAAGUUCGUCGAAUUAAAUAUUUUCAUAAAAAUUUAGUUGAUCUCGCUGAAUUAGAAGUUAAACAUGCUAAGUCUCAGAUAGAAUUAAUAAAAUCUUCAUUAAUGCGAUUAAAACUAAUCAGUAUACCUGUAUAAAAUCACCUACAAUUACCAUGGAAUCCACGAUUUGUACCAACAACAACACCUCAAUCACCACUACUACUACUAGUAAUAGUGUCCAUUCCAAUUCACCGACAAAUAACAACAUUACCACAUUUAACUCGUCAAAAUAAUCACAUGUGUUUUUGAUUUGAAAUGUAUGGGGAUAAAAGACAUUUCUCUCUUUUUUUUGCCCUAAAUAUUCUACGCCUUCAACACAGCCUUAUCCCACUGAUGACAAUGAUGAUAGUCAAUUAAAUGUUAUAUGUUUUUCUGUGUGUAAAUUAUUAUAGACUUCAUUGAUUUUUAUUUUCCUACUAUAUUAUUAUUAUUUCUCUAAAUCCAUGUUUUCAAGAGUGCGUUUAGUUUGUACUUUUCCACUACUAUUUCCGUCAAAUUCUCCUAUACCUCCAUCCACCCACUGUACUACUACUUGCUGUGAAAGAAAUUAUCAAAUAUGAUUCUUAUUUUCUGAUCUUAACAUCCAAUCCUAUAAUGUAAGAAUGCCAAAAUUAAUUAAAUUCACUGUUAACAAGUUUUUUUUAAAAUUCAAAUGGAAGCUUUGAAGACGACAACUCUUCCAAACGUCUCCUAUGUUACUUCAUCAUCGUAGGUUUGUGUGUGUAUGUGCUAUUGGCUUUCUUGUUUGAUUAAUAUCCAAUUCAUAUUGUGAUUAAAUUUACCAAUCAUGCGAAUUUCUUCCUCCUUCAUAUUACUACAUUCUGUGAUCAAAAUGAAAAACUCUAAAUGAUCAUCUUAACUCGUUUAAUAUAUGAAGUGAAAACAAGACCGACAUAUUAUCUCCAUUAUUAGUGGGAGUAAAUUGAACCCCAACCUCACUUUACUCACACUCACUUUUAUUUCCUAGGUGCAAAAUUAUCAUUCACUAUUAUCUUAUUCUUUAAUUCACCUAUAUAUAUAUAUACUUGGUUUAUUUGGUUUUCACUUUAUAAUCAUAUUUUUUACUUUUGUUUGUGUUAUUUUCUUUGACCAUUCGUGUAUUGUGUAUUUUGUAUAAUUCCAAUAAAUUUCUAUUUAUAUAUUUAUUUAAAUACAUAAACAUUAAUCCAAGAAGGUACAAAAUAUAUAUGCGCUGCACUUUGUCAUUGGAUUUGUGUGAGGUCUGAAGUAUAUAUAUAUGAUAAUGAUUUAGUCAUGAGUUGACAUUAAUUGAAGUACACUUAAUUAGAAAGAAUCAAACAAAAAUGUUUCUUUUUACAUAAAA